AUAAAUUUUCUAUCCAUGCUCAAUCCACUUAUUGGAGCUCAUCUUCAAUGCUUCGAAAUUAGAACUGUUGGUAGAAAGCAGAUCACUGCAGCCAACUAUUCAGAAAUCAUGUCUAGGCUUUUGGCUCAAUCAAUUGAUGUCCCACGUUUAGUGGCUGGGCAAAGGAAUGUUCAGCAUAAGGGGUCUAAAAAAUCAAGAAGAUCAGUGAAAAUGAUGUGUACUUUACGGGCAUCUGGAGUAGGAAUGAUUGGUUUCUCAGGAUUACGAACCAUUAAUCCCUUGGACACAAUGUUAAGAUCUGAACAAGAUUUUUAUUCUAAGGUGUCAAUUGCAACAUCUUUUAGACGAGGAAGGGCCAGCAGAUGUGUACCUAAAGCCAUGUUUGAGCGUUUCACAGAGAAGGCAAUCAAAGUGAUUAUGCUUGCACAGGAGGAAGCUAGACGUCUUGGUCACAAUUUUGUUGGAACAGAGCAGAUUCUAUUGGGUCUCAUUGGCGAAGGCACUGGUAUUGCUGCUAAGGUUCUGAAGUCUAUGGGGAUCAACCUUAAAGAUGCACGUGUGGAAGUGGAGAAGAUAAUUGGAAGGGGUAGUGGAUUUGUUGCUGUUGAAAUUCCAUUCACACCUCGAGCAAAGCGGGUAUUGGAACUCUCACUUGAAGAAGCCCGCCAACUUGGACACAACUAUAUUGGAUCUGAGCAUUUGCUUCUGGGUCUCCUUCGUGAGGGCGAAGGUGUUGCAGCACGUGUUCUUGAAAACCUGGGUGCUGAUCCAACUAAUAUUCGCACACAGGUUAUUCGCAUGAUUGGUGAGAGUGCUGACAGUGUCACUGCUACUGUGGGCGCAGGAAGCAGUGGCAAUAAAAUGCCAACUUUGGAGGAAUAUGGUACCAAUUUGACCAAGCUAGCUGAAGAGGGAAAAUUGGACCCUGUUGUUGGAAGGCAGCCGCAAAUUGAACGUGUCACUCAAAUUUUAGGGCGCCGCACUAAAAAUAAUCCUUGUUUAAUUGGAGAACCUGGUGUUGGGAAGACAGCAAUUGCUGAGGGUCUUGCUCAGAGAAUUGCAAAUGGUGAUGUACCUGAAACCAUAGAGGGAAAGAAGGUUAUAACCCUUGAUAUGGGUCUACUUGUUGCUGGAACUAAAUAUCGUGGAGAGUUUGAGGAGAGAUUAAAGAAGCUAAUGGAGGAAAUCAAACAAAGUGAUGAGAUAAUACUUUUCAUUGAUGAAGUGCACACUCUAAUUGGAGCUGGAGCUGCUGAAGGAGCAAUUGACGCUGCAAAUAUAUUAAAACCAGCUCUUGCAAGAGGUGAACUGCAGUGUAUAGGAGCCACAACUCUGGAUGAAUAUAGGAAACACAUUGAAAAAGAUCCAGCAUUGGAGAGGCGGUUCCAACCAGUUAAAGUACCGGAACCUACUGUGGAUGAGACAAUACAAAUUCUGAGAGGGCUUAGAGAACGUUAUGAGAUUCACCACAAACUCCGGUACACUGAUGAAGCUCUUGUAGUUGCUGCUCAGCUCUCUCACCAGUAUAUCAGUGAUCGAUUUUUGCCCGACAAAGCUAUAGAUUUGGUUGAUGAGGCUGGAUCCCGAGUUCGACUCCAACACGCACAGUUACCUGAAGAAGCUAAAGAGCUGGACAAAGAGGUGAGGCAGAUCGUGAAGGAGAAAGAAGAAGCUGUCCGCAACCAAGACUUUGAAAAAGCAGGAGAGCUACGAGAUAGAGAAAUGGAUCUUAAGGCACAAAUCUCAGCACUUGUAGAGAAAGGCAAGGAGAUGAGCAAGGCUGAGAGUGAGGCAGGAGAUGUAGGUCCAGUUGUUACUGAAGUUGACAUCCAACACAUCGUCUCUUCUUGGACUGGUAUCCCAGUUGAGAAAGUCUCAACAGAUGAAUCUGAUCGCCUCCUUAAGAUGGAGGAGACCCUACACAAAAGGGUUGUUGGUCAGGAUGAAGCAGUGAAAGCCAUUAGUCGGGCUAUACGCCGAGCCCGGGUUGGGUUAAAGAACCCGAAUCGUCCCAUUGCCAGCUUCAUAUUUUCUGGUCCAACUGGUGUAGGGAAGUCUGAGUUGGCAAAAGCAUUGGCUGCAUACUACUUUGGCUCUGAAGAAGCCAUGAUUCGGCUUGACAUGAGUGAAUUUAUGGAAAGGCACACUGUCUCUAAGCUCAUUGGUUCCCCUCCUGGAUAUGUCGGUUACACUGAAGGUGGCCAGUUGACUGAGGCAGUUCGGCGUCGGCCCUAUACUGUAGUCCUCUUUGAUGAAAUCGAGAAAGCUCAUCCUGAUGUAUUCAACAUGAUGCUUCAAAUUCUUGAAGACGGAAGGCUAACAGACAGCAAGGGCAGAACUGUGGACUUCAAGAAUACACUUCUGAUAAUGACUUCAAACGUAGGAAGCAGUGUGAUUGAGAAAGGUGGCCGUCGAAUAGGAUUCGACCUUGACUAUGAUGAGAAGGACAGCAGCUAUAACCGUAUCAAGAGUCUGGUGACUGAGGAAUUGAAACAAUACUUUAGACCAGAGUUUUUGAAUAGGUUAGAUGAAAUGAUUGUUUUCAGGCAACUCACAAAGCUGGAAGUGAAGGAGAUUGCUGAUAUAAUGCUGAAGGAAGUCUUUGACAGAUUAACCAAAGAAAUUGAACUUCAAGUUACCGAAAGGUUUAGGGAUAGAGUGGUCGAGGAAGGUUAUAAUCCCAGUUAUGGAGCCAGGCCUUUAAGAAGAGCCAUAAUGCGACUUUUGGAGGACAGCAUGGCUGAGAAGAUGCUUGCUAGAGAGAUCAAGGAGGGUGAUUCUGUUAUAGUGGAUGUCGAUUCUGAUGGGAAUGUGAUUGUGCUGAAUGGAAGCAGUGGUGCUCCAGAGACCUUGCCGGAGGCUAUCCCUGUAUAAAAUGGCCAUCUUAACAGGUUGCCCUUGUAGAGAUGAUGCUCGUAUUCAUGUCUUACUGAAACAUUUCUCAUGUUUGGUCUUUUUUGAAAGUGAACCAAAUCUUUUUACUAUUACUGAUGGACAGGAAAAAGCCUGUGUUUGUUCUAGCUGGGAUAACUUGAACUUGUAGAUAUGCGUUUGCGAUUGUGUAAUAUUAUGAAUUAUCCCAGCUUUACAGUAUGAAUGCGGGGUGGUGUCAUGACUCAUGAGUUGAGAUGGCAAGAAUACUUGUUAACCCGAACAUGCUUGUAUGACAAGGAAAAAUUCUCUUGACGGGGAUACUAAAGUGGUAACAUCGCACUAUUGUUACUUGGCUA
This is a messenger RNA of Neltuma alba, 3230 nucleotides long. RefSeq names its product chaperone protein ClpC, chloroplastic-like. Gene Ontology annotation, biological process: cellular response to heat. Lineage: Eukaryota; Viridiplantae; Streptophyta; Magnoliopsida; Fabales; Fabaceae. Gene Ontology annotation, molecular function: ATP hydrolysis activity; ATP binding; protein binding. Gene Ontology annotation, cellular component: cytoplasm. The record is from RefSeq and is a predicted model, not a curated record.